Ilex paraguariensis (yerba mate) is the source of this 538-nucleotide messenger RNA. The record is from the annotation of a GenBank genome assembly. NCBI's taxonomy places the organism in Eukaryota, Viridiplantae, Streptophyta, Magnoliopsida, Aquifoliales, Aquifoliaceae.
GUCAGCUGACUGCACUAGAGCUAAAGCAGCUUCACUGAUGCCCAUUGAUGCUUUAACUUGGUUAGGAGUUAUAAGGGACUCUGUGGUUGAUGAGAGACAACUUGCAGAAUAUUUUCUGGCUAUCCUCAGCUUGAGUGACGAGUACAAGAAAUGGGCAAAGUUAUCUACCUUCGAGAACAAUAGAUUAUUUGCUGAUUAUAUGGUAGAGAGUUCUGGAAGCUCUGAAUUGGACAAAAGACGUAGAAAGCAAAGUCCUAAAGAUCACACACAGGAUUCCAUUGUGCAUAAUGUUCGACGAACACUCUUUGAGGUAAUUUCAUCUUUCCAUGGUAAUCUGGAAGAUGAAAAGGAAUUGGAACGGCUCAUUGAAACACAGUUCACAGCCUUGCAGCAAGCUUUUCACGUUCCUUCCGCAUCAGAUGAAGAUGGACAUAACACAGUUUCUUUCAAGUUACUUAAUUUAUAUCGAACUGGAAGGCUUGGCCAUUAUACUUUAGACUUUCUUCCAAGGAAUGCUUCAGGACUUGUUUCAAUGUGA